This is a messenger RNA of Mauremys mutica (yellowpond turtle), 456 nucleotides long. Its product is annotated as cytochrome b-c1 complex subunit 9. The record is from RefSeq and is a predicted model, not a curated record. Gene Ontology annotation, biological process: mitochondrial electron transport, ubiquinol to cytochrome c. Bases 50 to 238 code for a protein of 62 amino acids. NCBI's taxonomy places the organism in Eukaryota, Metazoa, Chordata, Testudines, Geoemydidae. The transcript is spliced from 2 exons.
CGGGUGCAGGCCGCGCCUGCGCUGGGCGUCGCUAGAGGAGGACGCCGCCAUGCCACUGCGCUCCCGGCUGUACAGCGUGUUCUUCCGCCGCACCUCCACCUUCGCCCUCACCAUCGUGCUGGGGGCCCUCGUCUUCGAGCGCGCCUUCGACCAGGGCGCGGACGCGUUCUACGAGCGCCUGAACCACGGGAAACUGUGGAAACACAUCAAGCACAAGUAUGAGACACCAGAAAAAUGAAGUGAGCUGCAGGAGCCAUGCGGGGGUGCCUGUAUCCCCGUUUGCAACUCUUCAGUUGCCUGAUACCAGUUACCAAGAAUGAAAAUGGGCUUCUGACUGAAGAAAUCUGAGCCAGAGUACAUCACCAACUUCAUUAAGAUUUCUGCCACAGAUGGACUUAAGGAUUUACUCCUGCUGUGUUAAACGUUCUGUUAAACUAAUAAACUCACUAACCAAUA